AUGCUUUCUAAUCCUAAUUAUUUAUUUCAAACAUUAUCAGCUCCAUUUAGAAGAGAAGGUAGAUCAUCAUCUGUAGGGCAUUGUUUUGAAUAUGCAAAUAAAUAUCUUUCUGAUUCUGAUAAAUUAUCCACUUGUUCAACAAAAUCUGGUAAAAGAUAUUCUCCAAAUAUAAUGAGAAAAAGGUCAAUAAGGACACAGUUAUUAUCAGCGGAAAGGAGACUUCAUUUAGCUGAAUGGUCUAAUCAAAGGUAA
Messenger RNA from Strongyloides ratti, 252 nucleotides. RefSeq lists its product as hypothetical. The transcript has a single exon. The record is from RefSeq and is a predicted model, not a curated record. Bases 1 to 252 code for a protein of 83 amino acids. NCBI's taxonomy places the organism in Eukaryota, Metazoa, Nematoda, Chromadorea, Rhabditida, Strongyloididae.